Molecule: messenger RNA, 1310 nt
Organism: Arvicola amphibius (Eurasian water vole)
Lineage: Eukaryota; Metazoa; Chordata; Mammalia; Rodentia; Cricetidae
Gene: Sumf2
Product: sulfatase modifying factor 2
Exons: 9
Coding region: 32-991 (319 amino acids)
Cellular component (GO): endoplasmic reticulum
Source: RefSeq, a predicted model, not a curated record
GUCAACCCAGAGACCGGUUUCGAGCAGACGCAUGCGUGCUGAUUCCUUGCUCGUCGGCAUGGGUACCUCGUUCCUUCUCUUGUCUCUGCUGUGGUUCCUGUCCAGUCCCAGGCUUCAGCUAGGAAGUGCUCAGGCUCCUGCCAUGGUGCAGCUGCCAGGUGGGCGAUUUUUGAUGGGGACCAAUGCUCCAGAUGGCAGAGAUGGCGAAGGGCCUGCCCGGGAAGUGACAGUCAAAUCCUUUGCCAUUGACGUGUUUCCUGUCACCAAUAAAGAUUUCAGGGAAUUUGUCCGAGAGAAAAAGUUCCGGACCGAGGCAGAGACCUUCGGGUGGAGUUUCGUCUUUGAGGAUUUUGUGCCCCCUGAGCUUAGAAAUCAAGCAAAUCAGAUGCCGUCUGUUCUCUGGUGGCUGCCAGUGCAGAGGGCUUUUUGGAGGCAGCCUGCAGGUCCCGGCUCUGGCAUCCGAGAGAAACUGGAGCUUCCGGUGGUACAUGUGAGCUGGAACGAUGCUGUCGCUUAUUGUACAUGGCGGGGAAAGCGGUUGCCCACAGAGGAGGAGUGGGAGUUUGCGGCCCGAGGGGGCUUGAAGGGCCAGGUUUAUCCAUGGGGGAACAAGUUCCAGCCAAACCGCACCAAUUUGUGGCAGGGAAAGUUCCCCAAGGGUGACAGAGCUGAAGACGGUUUUCAUGGACUGUCACCAGUGAACGCUUUCCCCCCUCAGAACAACUACGGACUAUACGACCUCAUGGGCAAUGUGUGGGAAUGGACGGCGUCCACAUACCAAUCUGCUGGCCAGGAUAUGCGUGUCCUCCGGGGGGCGUCAUGGAUCGACACUGCUGACGGCUCAGCCAAUCACCAGGCUCGGGUCACCACCAGCACACGAGCUGGAGUUGCCUUCAGACCAGCUGCAUUAGUUACUAUCUGGCUGCUGUGCAGAGACACCUUGGCCAAGGCAACCCUUGUGAAUGAAAGCAUUUCGUUGAAGGCUUGGUGACAGUUUUAGAGUCUUAGUCCAUGGUCAUCAGUGGCCAGAAGCAGACAGGCAUAGCACUGGAGCAGCAACUGAGAUCAUGACAUCCUGAUCCGCAGGCAGAGAGAGGAGAGACACUGGGCCUGUUGUGGACUUGUGAAACCUCAAAGCCACCCGCUAGUGACACACUUCCUCCAAGGAGGCUACACCUACUCCAAUCCUUCUUAGUUCCGCUACCUGGGGACUAGGCGUUCAAAUAGAUGAGCCUAUGGGGGCCACCACACCGGCUCUCUUCCCAGCAGACCCCAUUCCCCCAACAGUAUGCACACUCUCUCCCUGUUCU